UAACUCUUCAAGAAAACACACAAAAGAAUUUGUCCAGUGUUUAGAAAUUCCAGCUAGAGUCUUGUACCUUCUGCAUCCUUCCAAAAAUGGCAUUUUCUAAAGAUUUUCUGGCUCUUUGUUUGUUGAUAGCACUAUCAAUCUCCAGCAUUGACAUGAGCCUGGCAGCUCGCCAUCUUUUGGACACACCGGCAGCUCCACCUCCAGCAUUAACACUGCCUACAAUUCCACCUCUGCCGAAGGCCACAUUGCCUCCAUUGCCCCCAGUGCCAACUUUGCCUAAGGCCACCUUGCCGCCAUUGCCCUCGACUCCAUUGCCAACAUUGCCAACGCAACCAACUCUUCCAAAGCCCACACUGCCACCUUUGCCAAGCACCCAAAUCCCAUCUUUGCCCCAACCUACAUUGCCCACCAUCCCCGCAACCCCUAAGGUUACACUGCCGCCAUUGCCAUCUACUCCUCUGCCCACAAUCCCCACCAUCCCAACAACAAUACCAACCAUUCCAUUCCCCUCCCCACCCCCAUCUAAAUGAACUAAUAGCCCUUGAAAUGCCACGGUUACCGUUAUUACCACCAGUUAGAAUGUUUCUUAGAUGCGUUUCAAGUCAGAUAUUGUGGGACGCGCCAUGGCAUGGACUUGAGUUAGUCCAUAUAUAUUUGUUUUAGUCCAUAUAUAUUUGUUGUUUUGUGGAUCAUUGAUUUCAUUCUCAUCCAGAGAAUCUUAGUGUGUCUCUUUCUGUUCAUUAUUUAUAGUAAUGUAUGGAGUAUAUAUUAUUACGUACUAAUCUUCUUGAUACAGAUGUUACAGUUCUCAAAACAAGCUCUUUUAAGGAUAUGCCCAUGAUUGUAUCAUGAAGAUAAAUAUUAUUUUAAUUUAUGCUCCA
Pistacia vera is the source of this 881-nucleotide messenger RNA. RefSeq names its product protein PELPK1-like. The record is from RefSeq and is a predicted model, not a curated record. Bases 87 to 530 code for a protein of 147 amino acids. Lineage: Eukaryota; Viridiplantae; Streptophyta; Magnoliopsida; Sapindales; Anacardiaceae. The transcript has a single exon.